GAGGAGAAGGAAGAAGAAGAAGAAAAAGAAGAAGAAACCACUACCUUCCCAGGAUUGCCUUUUUCCCCUUAUCGUUACGCGCGCGUGUGCGUGUGGCGCGUGUGCGCCCCUCGUCCCUUCCAUCUGAACCCGGUCUUGGAUGUUUAAUAAAGAAAUCAAGUGUCUCAACAGUCACCAAAAAAAAAAAAAAGCAAAAACAAACAAAAAAAAUUCCAAAAGCAAAAACAAAAAAGAGAGAGGAAAAAAAGCAAAAACAAACAAACAAACAAGGCAGAACCAACCUCUACUUCCAACCAGCCGGCACCAGCCAGCCGUGUCUGCCACCCAGAGAGGGGGGUCUCCGGCCCGUGCCGCAGGAGUUGCAGGGGGGAUCGUCAGGGGGACAGAGGCCGAGUGACGUCCUAGGAGCCACCGGGCGAGAGGCGGAGGAGACCCAGAGAGGCGAGAGGGACAGCGGGCCCCAGCGCGCGGCUCGGGGCUGGGGCGCCAGAAGUGGGACUGGAGCGAAGUAGAGCGAUGCCAAGAAGGAAACAGCAGGCACCCAAGCGGGCGGCAGGCUAUGCCCAGGAGGAACAGCUGAAGGAAGAGGAAGAAAUAAAAGAGGAAGAGGAGGAGGAGGAGGACAGUGGUUCGGUAGCUCAGCUUCCGGGCAGCAAUGACACGGGCACAGACGAGGAGCUGGAAACGGGCACAGAGCACAAAGGCUGCUUCAGCUACCAGAACUCUCCAGGAAGCCACCUGUCCAACCAGGACGCCGAGAACGAGUCUCUGCUGAGCGAUGCCAGUGACCAGGUGUCGGACGUCAAGAGCGUCUGCGGCCGAGAUGCCUCGGACAAGAGAGCGAACACACACCCCAGGGUGCCCGGCGAGGCCCACAACUGCAUGGAUAAAAUGACCGCCGUCUACGCCAACAUCUUGUCUGAUUCCUACUGGUCAGGCCUGGGCCUGGGCUUCAAGCUGUCCAGCAGCGAGAGGCGGAACUGUGACACCCGCAACAGCAACGGCAAGAGUGAUUUCGAUUGGCACCAAGACGCGCUCUCCAAAAGCCUGCAGCAGAACUUGCCUUCGAGAUCCAUCUCCAAGCCCAGCCUGUUCAGCUCGGUGCAGCUGUACCGGCAGAGCAGCAAGGUGUGUGGGACGGUGUUCACGGGCGCCAGCAGGUUCCGCUGCCGCCAGUGCAGCGCCGCCUACGACACCUUGGUGGAGUUGACUGUGCACAUGAACGAGACGGGCCACUACCAAGAUGACAACCGCAAAAAGGACAAGCUCAGACCCACGAGCUACUCAAAGCCCCGGAAAAGGGCGUUCCAGGAUAUGGACAAGGAGGAUGCUCAGAAGGUCCUGAAAUGCAUGUUUUGUGGCGACUCCUUCGACUCCCUCCAGGAUUUGAGCGUCCACAUGAUCAAAACAAAACAUUACCAAAAAGUGCCUUUGAAGGAGCCAGUACCGACCAUCUCGCCGAAAAUGGUCACUCCGGCGAAGAAGCGCGUGUUUGACGUCAACCGGCCGUGUUCACCUGAUUCCACCACGGGGUCGUUCGCAGAUUCCUUUUCUUCUCAGAAGAACGCCAGCGUGCAGCUGUCUUCCAACAAUCGCUACGGUUACCAGAACGGCGCCAGCUACACCUGGCAGUUCGAGGCCUGCAAGUCCCAGAUCUUAAAGUGCAUGGAGUGUGGGAGCUCCCACGACACCUUGCAACAGCUCACCACCCACAUGAUGGUCACCGGCCACUUUCUCAAGGUCACCAGCACCGCCUCCAAGAAGGGGAAGCAGCUGGUGUUAGACCCACUGGCCGUGGAGAAGAUGCAGUCCCUGUCGGAAGCCCCCAGCAGCGACCCCCUGACCCCCAAGCCGUCCAGCAACUCCGCCUCUGACUGCACAGCCUCCACGACCGAGCCGAAGAAAGAGGGCAAGAAGGAAAAAGCCGAGGAUGGCAGCAAGGAGGAGAAAGUGGUGAAAAGCGAGGACUACGAAGAUCCCCUGCAAAAGCCUCUGGACCCGACCAUGAAAUACCAGUAUCUGAGGGAGGAGGACUUGGAAGAUGGCUCCAAGGGCGGAGGGGACAUUCUGAAGUCCUUGGAGAACACCGUCACCACAGCCAUCAACAAAGCCCAGAACGGGGCGCCCAGCUGGAGCGCGUACCCCAGCAUCCACGCAGCCUACCAGCUGUCGGAGGGCAGCAAGCCACCGCUGCCACUGGGGUCCCAGGUGCUGCAGAUCCGACCUAAUCUUGCCAACAAGCUGAGGCCCAUUGCCCCGAAGUGGAAAGUCAUGCCGCUCGUCUCGGUGCCCGCCAACCUGACCCCGUACCCGCACGUGAAGAAGGAGCCGGAAGACAAAGAGGAGGGGGUGAAGGAGUGUGGGAAGGAAAGUCCCCACCACGAGGCCUCGUCUUUUGGCCAGGGCGACGGGGACUCUUUCCCCAGAAGCGAAGCACCUGCGGAGGCCAAGAAAGUGGAGCCCUGUGCCCUGAAGGAGGAGGACAAGCCGGCCAGGGAGGGCGGCGAGAAAGAGAAGCCCCAGGCCCUGGAGCCGGCGGCGGCGGCGCUCAGCAAUGGCUGUGCCCUCGCCAACCACAGCCCGGCCCUGCCCUGCAUCAACCCGCUCAGCGCCCUGCAGUCCGUCCUGAACAACCACCUGGGCAAGGCCACGGAGCCGCUGCGCUCUGCUGCCUGCGCCAGCCCCAGCUCAAGCACAAUGCCCUUGUUCCACAAGUCCAGUCUCAGUGUCAUGGACAAGCCCGUGUUGAGUCCAGCCUCAGCGAGGCCAGCCAACGUGUCCAGGCGCUACCUGUUCGAGAACAACGAUCAGCCCAUCGACCUGACCAAGUCCAAGAGCAAGAAAGCCGAGUCCGCGCAAGCACAAUCCUGCACGUCCCCGCCUCAGAAGCACGCUCUGUCCGACAUCGCCGACAUGGUCAAAGUCCUCCCCAAAGCAACCACCCCGAAGCCGGCAGCUUCCUCCAGGGUCCCUCCCAUGAAGCUGGAGAUGGACGUCAGGCGCUUUGAGGACGUCUCCAGCGAGGUCUCGACUUUGCAUAAAAGAAAAGGCCGGCAGUCCAACUGGAACCCUCAGCACCUCCUGAUCCUGCAAGCGCAGUUCGCCUCGAGCCUCUUCCAGACGUCAGAGGGCAAAUACCUGCUGUCUGACCUGGGUCCUCAAGAGCGCAUGCAAAUCUCGAAGUUCACGGGACUGUCCAUGACCACCAUCAGCCACUGGCUGGCCAAUGUCAAGUACCAGCUUCGGAAAACGGGCGGGACAAAGUUUCUGAAAAACAUGGACAAAGGACACCCCAUCUUCUAUUGCAGUGACUGUGCCUCCCAGUUCCGAACCCCCUCUACCUACAUCAGCCACUUAGAAUCUCACCUGGGUUUCCAAAUGAAGGACAUGACCCGCAUGGCCGUGGACCAGCCAAGCAAGGUGGAGCAAGAGAUCUCCCGGGUAUCGUCGGCUCAGAGGUCUCCGGAAACAAUAGCUGGCGAAGAGGACACGGACUCUAAGUUCAAGUGUAAGUUGUGCUGUCGGACAUUUGUGAGCAAACAUGCAGUAAAACUCCACCUAAGCAAAACGCACAGCAAGUCACCCGAACACCAUUCCCAGUUUGUAGCAGACGCGGAUGAAGAAUAGCCCUGCAGGACAAAUGCCUUAGUUUCAACUUCCCAGCCUGGACCCCUCCCACGGAGCCCUUCUUCGUCGCACCACCCACCACCCGGUCCUGACACGGAGCUCGCUGAACUCCUGACACCCUGCUCCAAGAAGGCUGCCAAAAAAAAAAAAAAAAAAAAAAAUCACCCCAGCCAUUUCUCUUCAUCCUCACUAACAAUUUGGUAAUGAAUUAUUGAUUUCCACUUCUCUGCUUAUGGACGAUAUUAGAUUUUCAUUGAUAAACUGCAAUGGGGCUGUCUCGUCUCCACGGUCCUCUUUCCACUGUCACAAGAAAACAAAGUGCCACUGAAGAAAAAUAACGACCGAGAACGCUGAUGUACUGAUUUUGUCAGUUUGUAACAGGAAGGGGAGGGGAGCAUAAGUCUUCAUAGUUUAAUCUCCAAGUGGGCUGCCCUCAGUGUAGACAUUUGGAAGCUUGCUUUUCAUGGUAAUGUCCAUUUCCUAUUUAUAACCCCCCUGGGAACGUUUGUCUAAAGGAAAUGUUUCUGUUCAGUGUAACAAUUAUGGUUGCACCUGGAUUGCCCAGUCCUGCCCCUGCACUAGGGAGCCAUUAAUCACUGCAAAGUAGAAGAAUUAUUCAGUUAAACCAGAGUUUGAGCCAAGAAACCCUCUGAACCAUGUUCAUCUUCUGUGAAAGUUGUUGCCGCAGUCAGGCUUAACUGUGUUGCUGCCAAAGACUCUCUUCCCAUGCAAUGGAAGGCAUCUAUAGCGUCAUCAUUGUCUUGAUGGGUUUAAAAAAGAAAAGCGAUCAGCUUGCCCCACUGUCACGUGAGAUCUGCAAAGUGGGGGAGAUGGGGAGUGUUGGGGGGCAGCAGGAGAUGAGACCGCCGCAGGGUGGCGCGUUCAGCCCCCACCUUUCCUGGUGGUCUCUUGUGUAUGGCUCGGAAACACAACUGGCUUCGGAAGCAUGAAAUAGGGUGUCCGUUGUAAAUGUGUUCCUGCAACUUUUUUCAUUAAAACUUUAAGGGCCCAAUUUUAAUUUGUGGAAUAUUCCCGUUAAUAAUGAGAUCUAAUUAAGACAUCCAUUAAAAGCCCGUUAAAGUUAAUUUAACGUAAAAAUUCCAAUAGAACUGUAUUAGAUUUUCUCCAUUAAAUUAACGUUAUGGAUUUUUAACGGAUGUCUUAAUUAUACGUUAUUAUUAACGGGAAUACUGUAUUACACAGAUUAAAAUCAGGCCCUAAGUCAACUUGGAAAAGCUAAGAGCAUGUUUUAAUAUUAAAAGUCUUGCAUACCUAGUGCACAGUUUGGAAAUGCAGGGGUAGAUAUGUUUACUCUAGUUAAGCAUUUUCUACGGAACUGAAAGCAACCUAUAAUAGAAAAAUCCAUCAUUGCAUUUAAACAAUGAAUUUCCUUAUUCUCAAGGGACAAAUAAGUCUGAAUUGUGUUGCAAACUGCUACUCUGCUAUAGGUGAAAUAUUUAAACUGUUCUAGGCACAACACUAGAAGCUAGGUGACUUUGAAACAAAAGAAGUAGUUUGUGUUGUUGCUUCAAUUAUAAAGAUUAUCCCCCAAAAGAAUCUCAACAAUGACAAAAUGAAACCAAACAUAUCCUUUUUUCUCAUAGAGCCUGCCUGUUGGAAUGGUUUUGGAAAUUUUGACAUGAUCCCUAAAUUCAACAUCGGGAUUAAAAAAAAAAAAAAAAAACUUCUUAUUUACCUCCUAGGGAAAGUGUUGCCCUUAUGCCACAUAUAAUAGCAAAUUGCUUUUUUUAUGGCAUGCAUAACCUAGAUGGGAAAAAAUAUGGCGCUUCAGGGAAGGAGGGAAAAAGUAAAUGAAGUUCCAGGAAUGUCAUUCUGAAGUAAUGAGGCAUGGACAGAAAAUAUACCCCUCACAUCAUCGGAUUGAGAUGGCAGUCGAAAUAGCUUCAUUGAAGUGUCAGCACUCAUCCAUCAAUCAAUCACCCACAAGGAAAAAUAGCAACAGUACAACGGGGCGGCUUUUAUGGGAUUUACUCAUGGGCAUAGGGAAUAGCGGCUCAAAUGUAGUUCUGACAUGAAAAGCAAGGUGCUGAUAUUAUUUUUUAUGAUGGGAGGAUCAUAAAGUGAAUUGAGAACAGCGAGGUCUGUCUUUGCUUAACCUAUUCAACCAGAAACGAAUGGAGCUCAACUGGAAAGGAGCAGUCUUCGGAUGGGUUAGGGUUGAAGGGUGGACUCUGCUGAGCCUGUCCCUCAACAACGAAAUUCGAUUAAAGGAAAAUCAGUGCAUUGGCUUUGGGGUUCUUGGAGCUGUUGUUACUGCUUGCUCCAACCCAGGGUUAUUAGAUAAAGUUACCUAAUUCAGGUCCUACCACCCACGUCCCAACACGGGCUCUGGAGUUCUUGCUCCCACUAGGGUGAGGAGAAACACAAGUCUCAACUCCUCCAUGGAAAUUCUCUCCCUUCUAAGAAAGAAAAAUAAAUAAAUAAAUCGUCUGCCUCAACACAUAACCUAUACGGUUUUGUUAGUGCAAUUUCUGUGAUAGGGUGGGAUGGGAGGGGAGAGACGAAAAUAUUGAUAUAUUUGGUAAAACUCCGGAUUGUCCCUUGGCAGCAGUGAAUGUUGUACUGAUGUUCUCCUUAGAAAACAAGAUCUGAGCUGAAACCGAGAUCGCUGAAGUUCUCAGAACGUUCCUAGAGACCAGGCCUGCCUACAUUUGUGCCUUCCAGAAACUUCUGUCUGGAGGGGAAAAACAAGCAUGAAGCCAGGAGAACGUUUUUAUCCACUUUCAUGCCCUUCCUUUCCUUUCUCUGGAACUUUCCAAGUAACAAGGAAAAGGACAUGCAAAUAUCAUGCAAAUCACCCUGGCAUCUAGGUCCACUGCCACACACAGCCCCUCCCCUGCCCCGGGUACCUGUGCGAGUGAGAGAGUUUCUUUCCUUCCCUGUUCCCCCUUCCAGCUAAGUCCCCCAACCAGCUGCACAUUGGGCUGUCCAAUACAAAUAUUUAAGUUUUAUAUAUCUGGCCCCAUUUUGUAGUCCAGCAAAUCUGCCAUAUAUACAGAUUUCACAAAGCACUGGCAACACAAGGUACAACAGAAAACAACUAUUUAUUGCGCAAGUCCAUUCCACAAAAACUCCCAGGCACCUGCAGCACUGUUGUAGGCACCCCGAGAUUCAACAGUGAAUGCGUCACAGCACCCCUGGUCCUAAGGACAGCUGACAUCCAGACACCUGAGCUGGGGCGGCGAGGGGGAGGGGGCAGAGUUCACGUGGGGUCAAAUCCUAGUAUUUCAAGAACACAGAAUUUUCCUUCUGAAAAGCAUACAGGGAGGAAAUAGCUUUAAAAAUAGGUCAAGGCCUAAAAAGCAAAAAUAAUCAUGGAAUCCAUGGGAUAGCACCGUCUCCACAGUAUGUCUUGCAGGCCACCGUUCAGAUUUCUCAAAACUCGCCCCCACAAUGUGCCUGCUUGGUUGUUUAAAUUUUGCAUAAUUAAUGCCAUCGGCAAAAGUCUCUGGACUUGGCUGACUUGCAGGAAGCCAAACAAAUGCAGUGACAUAUGUGGGAAGCAGUCAUGUAACUCUGGUCAAGCAGCGAGGUGAGGUGUAUGCAGCUGGCGUGUGUGUGCGUGUGCUCACGUGUACCUACGAGGCAUACAGCUGUACACGCUCCACUGUCGUCGUCCAGGGUCGAUGUGGCAGUGAGAGACCCAAAGAUCGCAGGCUCCACCAGGUGUUUGCAUGUUGCUGCCUUUCCUCCUGUCAUUUCCCAGGUUUUUUGAUUCUGCUCAAACCUUCUCUCCUCUGUCAGGUUUCAUUUUUUAAGCUUGUUAAAUGUUUUCAUUAAGAAAAAAAAAACAUUAAAACUAUAAUUUUCACACUUUCCUCUCUUCUCUGCAACAAGAAUAGUAGUGUGUAGAUGCACCCCAAAAUAACAAUACCUAGGAAGUACCUAGAAGGCUUUAACACACACACACACACACACAAGUGUAGUUCUAAGAAGGGAUAAAAGUAAUACCUAUUUUGAACAUGCAUUAUGCAAAAAAACAAAAUUCGAAACUGAACUUACGGUUAACCCUUUCCCUUCCCCUGCCCCCCCCCCAAGAUGUUAAAAUGCUAAUUUCAUUUUCUCUCUUCUGUGUGGCACUUUCUCAAAAUAUUGAUGAAAUACUUUUAGACAAAGAUGGAGCUGGAGAAAGAGAGAGACCUGUUUCCAUUGCGGGAAAGCGUUAAACAUUUUGAUACUUGUGAAUCAUCUUUAGAAUUUCUACAGGGGAAUUUUACCUCUUCCUGCAAAGUAAAAGCCACUUAUCUCCUCCAGUUUCCUGUGACAGAUGCAGAGGCAUGGGCAGAUACACAAUUUCCAGACUCUAGUUCAUCCUCUUCCAAUAGUUUCGAACAAUGGGCUAACGGGCGUGGGUGUUUCUCCAAAAAUUACUCAUGCACAAGGCAGCCCAGAGCUUCAGGGAAAACUAGAAAUGUUUUAUGGAUUAGAGUAGGACUGUUUUAAAAUCUUAGUACCAGGUGGAACGCUAUUUCUGCAACAGGGUUCAGUCCAUUUCUUUUGGAAAAAUAUAUUCCAAGUGAAGUGGCUCUUCCAAGGAAUGACAUCCUGACUUGACACCCUUCGGCAUAGAAAUGAUUCCACCAAUAGCCAUAGGAUUAGCAUUAAGGCCUUUUACAAUACAGUCUGUUUGCAAAAGACAAAUUCAGGGCAUCCCUUGGCAUCGUGUUUAUUUGCUUGAAGCAGCUUUUGGGAGGACAAGUACCAGCUCUUUGGUGAGCACCCCCAGAAGUCAAAAAAUUUGAAAAAAGAAAACACAGUGCUAAAAGAAAUUCUAACCACUCCUUUCAACCCCUUUAGAAAACAAAUUUCAAUGUGUUCACUGAAUUAUCUUGAACCUGAAACCUCCAUUUGGAUGUCAGUCCCCAGGCGAUGGCUAAUAUUUACAGAACUUGAACAAUCAUACGAUUAUGUCUCCAAUGUGAAGACUGUGCACAGUAAUAUUUUCACUUUCUAAAUGACUCGUGUAACAUUCAGGAAUUAUUAAUGUGUAUGUAUAUUUUUAAGUACACAAAGUUCGACCAGUCUUCAGAGAAGAGGUAAGAAAGUGCCAGUUCUACGUUGAGCUGAGAACUACAGAAAUGUUGCAGUUUUGCAAUAGAGUAUUUUGGCUUUAUCUCAGAUGCUAGAAUGUGCAACUCGAGUCACAAAAGCUAACGCACAAAACCAAUGCUCAUUUGGCUCAGGGUUCUUAAAUGGCAAAUAUCUCCAGUUACAAUGUCCUUUUCGGUCUCUGAUGGUGACCUUCUAAUCCCUUCCAACUUGGAUUCCAAACAGGCAGGCACUGUGGACGUAAAUCAUAAACCUCUUUCAAAUCAAGAACAGUUGAUCGCACUCCGUCUUUUUAACAGUCAGCCAGGGCUUGCUCUGCAGAGUUCCUGUAUCUUGUUAGGAAAUCUGGCACCAAACACGUUUACAUUUUGUACUUGCCCCUUGCGUUGCCUCUAGAUUUUGCAUUAUCGUUGUUUCAUUUAGGAAGGGCGGUGGGGGAAAUGGGUCAGAGCGAGUUGCAAGAGCUACUGUCACCCUUGCUCUGAAGAAACUGUUGAUUUGCCAGCGAAGAAAGGCAAACGCGUUUUUAUAUUAAGAGAGCAGACCAGUCGUUUUCAAAGAAAAAUGACUGCUUCCGUACUUGUAGAAUGUUCCGUGCAAGCCACUAAUUUUCUAUCGCCUGCAUGCUGUAUAUAACACACCUGCCUGUGUGCCAGGAAGAGAACCCAGGCCGUGUUGCUUGUACGCAGUGCAGCUGGGAUGGUUGGGAAUGCAGGCCUCCUGAGCGUUUUUAUACUGUACAUAUGUGUAUAUACCGACUAUAUCGCCAUGUAUGAACACAGAUUUUAUUAUAUUUGCUUGUUUCUGUUUCCUACCAAACUGGCCCACAAUGAGAGGAUUCUUUUGUAUAGAAAAAAACAAAUAUGCUUGUAAUUUUUUCCUGAUCAUUCUCUUUCAAUAGCUUAUGAAAGAAUUAGAUCUGAGUUUACAAAGAAACUCUAAGAACCAAGUUUCUCUGUCUGCAUGAGUCCUGCCCGUCCAAUUGCUGGAUCCAGGGAGGAGCCGCCGUCCGAAUCCAGAGUUUUCCUUUCAAGGCAUGCUUCCCCCGUGGGAAAACUGCAAAUUCAUCCACGUAGAAUUAUCCUCUUUGUAUUUUAUCUAAUAGUGCCUGAGCAUUUUUUAAUGUCUUCUUAGAGGAAGAAUUCAUAAUUGUCAAAAUUUGAAACAUUAGCUUCAUUUUGUUUUUAUGACCUCGUGAUUCUUCUCCUUAUUUAUCCGGCUGCUGUUGUAAUGGGGCCCCAGGCCAUUCCUGACAUCGCCGUGUUCUUCUUCUGCAUUAAGGAUGUUUUUAAAAUUACAGAGAUUAUUGAGCCAACAGGCUGUUUUAAUCAAAACCAUGUUUCACUUGUUUUUGAUGAUUAUAAAUUGUCCUUGCAAUGAAAAAAAAAAAACUUUUCUGCUGGGAAGAUUAUACCACCCUGUGGUCAAACAGGUUCAUCACAGACAGGCAUCCACGCCCACUGACUGGGGUCUGGAAAAUUCUUCCCGGGACUGGCCACCACUUCUUCCACUCCCAGCCGUCCUGACCACGAUGAGUUCCCUUUGCGGUCCCGGUGUGCAGGGCUCCGAAGGCUUUGCCGCAUCGUCACUGCCCAAGACCACGAGCCGGCUGGAAAGGGGGGCCUCCCUGCUUGGAACAAAAGAAGGGGCUUCCAGAAAGGGGGGCUCCUCCUGUCGCCCCCAGCGCCCCCAUCUGUCCUGCCAUCCCUCCUAGUCGCGAACAAGCUGGUCUUGAUGUCCCAUCUAACCUAAAUCAGGUCAAGAGAGACUUUCAGAUCAACCCCUGAUGGCGUAAACUUGACUCUGGGUGCGCUUAAGACGUAUGCCUGUGUGCGAUGCCACAGCACUGAAAUUCUCUGCAGAAGGCGAGUUUUUUUCUUAAUACUACUUUAUCACAGAAAUAAAUUCUGAUGGUAGAGAUGAAGAAAACCCUUAAAUUGUAUCACAAAAGCCAUUAUUUUUUACAUCUAAAGAGCUUUUUUUUUUUUUUAAGGAAAAUCAUUCUACUUUGAGAACUGUAAUUAAAGUCCUAAAUAAUAAAGACUACUUCUUUUAGCUAUUGUGGAAAAAUAACAACACACUCACCGAGGUUGUACGGAGCCCCUCAUUCCCAUCAAAAAGGUUUCUAUACGUAUAUUAGUUACAUUUUAAAACAUGAUAACUCUUUCUUUUGUGGAGAAAAAAAAAGGUCUUUUUUUUUUGUUAUUAUUACCACUCAGCAGUUAUUGGAAAUAGACUGUUCCCAUCUGAAACCUUAUCGUCAUUUGCAUCAGGAAACCAACUGCCGACAUUAAGGACCUGGGUGUGUUCAAUUACGAUCUUGCUGGAGGCUGUCCCUCAUUUUAAUGCUGCACAUAUUGAACCACCUUUCUGAAACCCAGCUGAUACGGUAGAGCACAGACAGGCCUCUCAACACCAUCCGUUUUGCAAUCGGCUUCAUUUCAGUCAACGCCGACUUCCGCUCUGGCCAAUUGAAAAAAAAAAUGAAAAUUAAAGGAGAGAGAGAGAAAAAAAAAAAAACACAGAUGCACUUAAAACAUGAAAAGAAUUAUUUAUAUGAUAAUAAAAAUAUAUUUAGAUUUUCAAAGCACAAGACUGAAUAGAAGUGCUCUUUUUAUGCUUA
Molecule: messenger RNA, 11320 nt
Organism: Lepus europaeus (European hare)
Lineage: Eukaryota; Metazoa; Chordata; Mammalia; Lagomorpha; Leporidae
Gene: TSHZ2
Product: teashirt zinc finger homeobox 2
Exons: 3
Coding region: 517-3627 (1036 amino acids)
Biological process (GO): regulation of transcription by RNA polymerase II
Cellular component (GO): nucleus
Molecular function (GO): DNA-binding transcription factor activity, RNA polymerase II-specific; DNA binding
Source: RefSeq, a predicted model, not a curated record